This is a messenger RNA of Drosophila hydei, 1194 nucleotides long. It is a transcript of the gene Bet5, whose product is annotated as trafficking protein particle complex subunit 1. The record is from RefSeq and is a predicted model, not a curated record. NCBI's taxonomy places the organism in Eukaryota, Metazoa, Arthropoda, Insecta, Diptera, Drosophilidae. Bases 83 to 520 code for a protein of 145 amino acids. Gene Ontology annotation, cellular component: TRAPP complex. Gene Ontology annotation, biological process: endoplasmic reticulum to Golgi vesicle-mediated transport. The transcript is spliced from 3 exons.
UUUCGUAUAGUGUCACACUGUUGCAGCAUUUGUUAUUGUUAAUUUUAUUGCUAUAUUUCGUAUUACAUUUAGCUGUGACAACAUGACGAUAUUUAAUUUGUAUAUAUUCGACAAAAUGGGCACUCUGAUGCACUAUGCUGAGUGGAACCGCACCAAGAAAUCAGGCAUAACACGAGAAGAGGAAGCGAAACUGACGUAUGGGAUGCUAUUCUCGAUUAAGUCUUUUGUCAGCAAAAUAUCACCACACGAUCCACGUGAAGGAUUUCUUUACUACAAAACGAAUCGCUAUGCCUUACACUAUUUGGAAACGCCCUCUGGAUUAAAAUUUGUGCUAAACACGGACACUGCAGCCAUCAAUGUGAAGGAGCUGCUGCAGCAGCUGUACGCCAAAGUCUGGGUGGAGUAUGUGGUGCGUGACCCACUGUGGACGCCCGGCACAGUGGUCACAUCGGAGCUAUUUCAGAGCAAACUCGACGAAUUUGUCAAGCAGUCACCCAUUUUCGGCAUUAGAAAUAUUUAGUAAUAUAAGCCUACUGUAUAGUUAAUAGAUAUGUACAUAAAACACCAAAUAAUGUGUCACAGACGCAAUGCGUCCCCAAAUUGUAGUUGUUAACAGCUACAAUGGCCUCCAAUUAUGCUCGCACAGCAGGAAGCUGCGAAUUGUCGCAGCAACAUUUGAAAAGAAGCCGCCCAACACUUGCGCAAGGGACAAACAACUGACCCGUUACUCGCAAGCAUCCAAAUUUAUGAUUUGCAAUUGCAUAUUAUCUUUUGUUUUCGCGCAAAUUCGUUAGCGUUUCGCAUGUGAAGACAGUUAUUGUUGCAGCUAUUAAAUCUGUGAGCGACUCGCCCCCAUCGCCAGUUACUCUGACUCGCAUCCAAGGGUUUUGCGCAAUGGAAAAUGAUUUGCAAAAUGUCAGCUGCGCAUAUACAUAUUUACAUGUAUGGAGAUCUCCAUAGUUAAAAGAAGAGAAGAGUAUAGCAAAUGCCAGCUGUAUGGAUGACAGAGCGAGAUACAAUCGUUUAACGCCGAAUUUGUUUUACGGUUGCCUUUGCACAAAAACCAGUCGCUGCAGUACCGUUAGCAACCUUUUGGGCAUGCUAAUACAUGCAUACUCGUACAUACAUAUUUAUACACUCCCAUAUAUACUUGCACUCUUUGCUCUGAGUACUUUGACUAUGCCACCCUUUUUG